This is a messenger RNA of Gastrolobium bilobum, 2359 nucleotides long. RefSeq lists its product as uncharacterized. NCBI's taxonomy places the organism in Eukaryota, Viridiplantae, Streptophyta, Magnoliopsida, Fabales, Fabaceae. Gene Ontology annotation, molecular function: protein binding. The transcript has 3 exons. The coding region runs from base 335 to 2056 and encodes 573 amino acids. Gene Ontology annotation, biological process: RNA processing. The record is from RefSeq and is a predicted model, not a curated record.
AUAUACUGAAGCUGCAACUUGUUGUGCUUCGCUUCCGCCGCCUCAUUUAUCGGAGAAUCUAGCCGGCGUUUCACCGGAAAAAAAAAUUAAAACCGCGUUCACCGCCGUUUGCUUCAGAGUUGGAGUGAGCUAAAAGGAAGAAAGGCAAAGACUUUUCGUAGUUUUAUGCAAAAGGGGUUUCCCACUUUCCCUAUUUUUCAAGUCUUACAAAAGUUUCAUCUUUUGGGUUAACCUGAUUCUCCUUAUUCCAAUUCUCAAAUCAGUUUCAUUUUUUCUCAUUCUCUUAACCAUUCCAAUUCUGAUUCUGACUUGAAACGUUAUCAUCAUCAUCAUCAUGGGGUUGAAGGUUUUGCAAUUGUCACAGCCAGUGCUUCCUCAUUCUCCUUCUUCAUCUCAAACUCUAGCCUCUGCGAUCUCAUCUCCUUCGUCCAAACCACGAAGCCGCAACAACAGCGGUGGAGGAGAUGGAGGAGCAUGUUCUCCGGCGGUGUUCCGAUUGGUGCACCGCUCCAGCCUCUUCCGAUCGACGCAGCAGCAGCAGAAGGUUCUUCUUCACAGGUCUCGAUCUUUCAACAACUACCCACUUUCUACUCGCAGAAGAACCAUAAGAAGGGCCUUCAGCGCGAGCUUGGAGUCUUUCUCCGACGAAGAAUUCUCCAAAAAGAUUGAAGACUUAGCUCUCAGGUUCCAGCUUUCCGGUGACUCCAAUGCAAUGGAUUCGAAUUCGGAUUUCUUCUCUUCGAAUUGCAGUGACGAAUCUUCAUCUUCUUCUUCAGCGGUCAAUUUUACCGACCAGGAGUUUGAGCCACCGUGGAGCGGCGGUGGCGAGGAGAUUAUUAUUCCGGCGAAUAUUGAACGGAAAGCGAACAGCGUGGACUUACCCUUUUCACUGAGAAUCAUAAAGAAGAAGCUUCAGGGAAAAGAAGGUAUAAUAGAGGCAAAGGAAAAUGCUUAUUGCUCCGUGAAGAAAGCUUUCUCUUCAAUGGUCUUCAUCAUUCGAGAACUUCACAGUUACACACUCCAAAUGAGGGAGAUUCUCUUCUACCAAGAUCUUCAAGGGAUUCUCCAAAGGGUUCAGAAGGAAAUGCAUGCAUCCUUCGUUUGGCUCUUUCAACAAGUCUUCUCUCACACACCAACCCUUAUGGUGUAUGUCAUGAUUCUCCUCGCCAAUUUCACCGUCUAUUCAAUGGGGCACAACGCCGCCAUCGCCGCCGUAACUCCGACAAGGGAGGUAGCUUCUUCCGUGAGCGACGCUCACGACCAAAAGAACCACCACAAGUUUGAUUCCACCGCAAUCAAGACAUUCUCAGUGUCAAAUUCGAACGGGAGAAAAACAGCCUGCGUCGGCGGCGGAAAUGGAGGCGGCGGGAAGUUCCGUCCAGUAGCCAACGGUACCGACGGGGACGGAAGGUUCGACGGGUCGGACCGGUCCCGCCACGGCACGAUUGUCCCUCAUGGCGGCGGUGGUGGUGCUUCUUCUCAGGUUUUCAAAACAGGGGAGAAUGAAACAGAGUCAGUGUCAGGGCAAGAGGAGAAAGAAGAAGAGAAAGAAACGAGGCUGUGGAACUCCAUGGUUGAAGAAGCUUCGAGCAUGCAAGUGGGUUUGCGAGAUGGAGAAGGUUUGAACCAUGAUGCCAUGAAACGUUUCGUUUCGCCCGUGACAGCAAGGAUUGAAUCCGAUGAUUAUGCAGAGUACUUAAGAACAGAGCUUGUGUACCAAACAGGGUUGUCUCAAGAACCCAACAACACUCUUCUCCUUGCCAACUAUGCUCAGUUCCUCUACCUCGUUUUACAUGACUAUGACAGAGCGGAAGAGUACUUCAAGAGAGCGAUAGAGGUGGAGCCACCAGAUGCGGAAGCGUAUAAUAAAUACGCCACUUUCCUAUGGAAGGUGAAGAACGAUUUGUGGGCUGCGGAGGAGACUUAUUUGGAAGCAAUUUCUGCUGAACCUAGCAACUCUUACUAUGCUGCUAAUUAUGCUCACUUCCUAUGGAACACUGGUGGCGAGGACACGUGCUUCCCUCUCUCAUCACCUGACACCUCCCAAGAAGUUUAAGUUCGAUCAACAACACUCAACCAAAACAAAAUCAAAUUGCACAAGAAUGUGUACGUAGAGAAUAAAAAGAAAAGAAAGAAAGAAAAAAAAAAAAGAGAAAUUUUUUGUAGCUUAUAUCUUUUUUUUUUAUCUUGUAAAUUUUUUUAAUUGUUGGGAUGAGGUGAAAGAGCGAUCAUGAAGAUUAUUGUAUACUUUUUGUAAUUAUAAUUGUACAUAACUCUUAACAAUGGCUCCUUCCGAGUUUAAUGGGCACAUGUUAAUCCUCGAUUGAGUUAUGCAAAUUUAUAAUUAUUAUAGUUAUGU